This is a messenger RNA of Phytophthora sojae, 489 nucleotides long. RefSeq lists its product as hypothetical. Gene Ontology annotation, molecular function: ATPase activator activity. Gene Ontology annotation, cellular component: PAM complex, Tim23 associated import motor. NCBI's taxonomy places the organism in Eukaryota, Oomycota, Peronosporomycetes, Peronosporales, Peronosporaceae. The transcript has a single exon. The record is from RefSeq and is a predicted model, not a curated record. Gene Ontology annotation, biological process: protein import into mitochondrial matrix. The coding region runs from base 1 to 489 and encodes 162 amino acids.
AUGGCCCUGGUCCGACGACUCGCGCGCUCCUCGCGCGCCGCGCAGGCGUGGCAGCUCCCGGCAAGCGCCUCGAGCGCCGCCUCCGCGCGCGACACGCCCGUGCAGUCCCCGAAUCUGGCGGCGCGCGCGUUCCACGCGUCGGCGCAGCGCGAGAACACGGUGCUGGUGGCGGGGCUGGGCGUGGCCGGCGCGGCGCUGGGCGCCAAGUACGCGCUGCAGGUGUGGGAGGCGUACAAGAACCGGCCCAAGAGCGAGAAGGCCGCCAGCUCGUGGAAGUACCGCAACUUCUACGACGGGCCCUUCGAGGAGAAGAUGACGCGGCGCGAGGCCGCGCUCAUCCUGGGUGUGCGCGAGAGCGCGUCCGAGGAGCGCAUCCGCAACGCGCACCGCAAGCUGCUGAUCCUCAACCACCCGGACACGGGCGGCUCCACGUUCCUGGCCACCAAGAUCAACCAGGCCAAGGAGAUGCUGCUGGGCGGCGGCAAGUAG